This is a messenger RNA of Syzygium oleosum, 513 nucleotides long. Its product is annotated as disease resistance protein L6-like. Gene Ontology annotation, biological process: signal transduction. Lineage: Eukaryota; Viridiplantae; Streptophyta; Magnoliopsida; Myrtales; Myrtaceae. The record is from RefSeq and is a predicted model, not a curated record. The annotation marks the transcript as partial. The transcript has a single exon.
UCCACCAGCUAUACAUUAGGAGGUGAGUAUCAGGUGUUCCUGAGUUUCAGAGGGCGCGACACUCGCCGCGGAUUCGCCAACGUCCUCUACCACGACUUAAGAGAUGCUGGGAUUCAUGUUUUUGUCGAUGACGAAGAGCUUCGACCGGGCGAAAGAAUUAGUGGCAACCUUUUGCGAGCGAUCGAUGACUCUAGGCUCUACAUACCCAUCUUCUCACCAAAAUACGCUUCGAGUCACUGGUGCCUCCGCGAGCUUGCGAAGAUUGUGGAGAACACCUCUGAAUCUAGAAGAGAAGAUGGGAGUGAGAAGGUGAUAUUGCCCAUCUUUUAUAACGUGGAACCUGAUGAUGUGAAGUUGAGGACCCAAUUGUACAAUAAUGACAUUCUGAAUUUGGAGCAAAUGAUGGAGGAUCAGAAGAAGAAGUUCAGCUCCCAGGAUGUAGAGAUGUGGCGGCAAGCUCUCAGAAGAGUUGGUGGCAUCAGCGGGUUGGACUCCCAGGAUUAUACAGGGUAA